Triplophysa dalaica is the source of this 7295-nucleotide messenger RNA. It is a transcript of the gene tdrd6a, whose product is annotated as tudor domain containing 6. Bases 615 to 6923 code for a protein of 2102 amino acids. The record is from RefSeq and is a predicted model, not a curated record. NCBI's taxonomy places the organism in Eukaryota, Metazoa, Chordata, Actinopteri, Cypriniformes, Nemacheilidae. The transcript has 16 exons.
AAUGGACUUAUAUAAAGUCUGUAUAAAACUACAGUGGUCAUUUUCUGAUAUUACAUUGUCUGUAAUAGUUUUGUUUCUAUAACUGCUUAAAUGGGUUUGGUCAACGUUUAUUUAUUUUGAGUACAAUUAAAAUAUGCUUGUAUCUUAUUUUAACUUUUUAAAUAAUUGAUAAUAUUGUUAAGUAUCAGCAGUAUCUUAAUCAAUCAUCUAUACUAAGCUAUGAAUUAUAAUGAUUUUCUUUUAUAUUUUAGUUAGAUUCUACGCAUUGACAAACUACAAAUGCGUCCAUUUUUAUGAAUGUCCGCCUGACCAAAAAUGAGCCAAUUAGCUAAAAGCACGAGAGUGAGGCGCGAAAGCUGCAUACCUGAAAUCCAAUUGCUUAUCUAUUACUUCAUAUUCACACCGUUUACAGAAAUCGUUUGUUUUUCGCACUUUGAUUGUUUAGUCGUGUUAAAAUAACACGUGCUGGCAGAAUCUUUGUCGCGUUUUGAUUCAGUCUUGUCGGUUGACAAGAAACACUUUGUCGAUGGUGGCCCAACAACAAAAUAAAACGGGUAGGUGAUGAGAUACACCGGACACUUGGUUACUAAAGAGUGAGUUGUAAAAAAAACAUAAUGUGUUCAAUUCCAGGCCUCCCCUCAACAGGUUCAAAUGUGCCUGUACUUAUUUCACGAGUAAACUUAAACCCCUCAUGUGUACUGGUAGAGUUUUGGGGUAAUUUUGAUCAAGAUCGGAAAUUUGCAUAUCAACAACUAAAAAAGGAGAUUCAAUACCCCAGAGAGGGGUUUCGCGAAAACGAUGGAAAUCCUGGGGACUUGUGCCUAGUACGUGUGUAUGAAACGUGGUACAGAGCCCGGGUAGUGUCAAGAGAUGCUGAAGAGUACAGUGUGUUUUUAAUUGAUGAAGGCAGAACACUUCAAGCCACGCUUAAUACACUAGCAUGGGGCAAAAGUGAGUUUUUCUAUCUGCCGCCUGAGGUGGAAUUCUGUGUUCUUGCCAAUGUCUUACCACUGUCUCCAGAGAACAAAUGGACAACAAUGGCCUUGGAGUUCAUGAAGACCUUCUGUAGUAGAAGAGUGACCGCCACUGUUCAGGAUGUUCUAGUGCCUCAUCGAACGUUUCUGCUUGACAUUCCUUGCCUCUCCAGACAGAUGUUUGAAAUGGGGUUUGCCAAAAAACUGUCCAGUGAAAGGUUCAAAGAGUUUGUUACGAGGUCUUUGCAGGCUAACAGCGGAUCUGCAGUGGAUCUUCAGAAGAUUUCUUUCAUCGGGAACAAACCCUUAGAACUCAUUGAGCAAAUGGAGAAAUCACAAUCCUACAUGUAUCCAGAGUUGCAGACCGAUACUGUCGAGACUGUGGUUGUCACAGAAGUAACAAAUCCAUUUCAUAUAUUCUGUCAACUCAAGGUCUUUUCUCAGGAGCUGAGGAAGUUAACUGAACAGAUAACUCUGCAUUAUGAAGGACGACUUGGAACAAAUUUUGCCAGACCAGAGAAUUUGGGCAGCCCUUGUGCAUCAAGAGGAAGUGACGGGAAAUGGUAUCGUUCUGUGCUGCAGCAGGUCAUGUCUGCCAACAAUGUGGUUGAGGUUUUGCAUGUGGAUUAUGGGAAGAAACUAUUUGUACAGGUUGACAACAUCAGACCACUUGCCCCUGAAUUCUUCAGAAUGCCGGUUGUAACGUAUGUGUGCUCUCUACACGGAAUAGUUGACAGAGGUGUUGGUUGGAAAGCCACACAGAUCGAUUUCUUGAAAUCUCUCCUGCUCAACAGAACUGUGAUUGCCAAAUUUCAGUAUCUGAGCCUUUCAGAAGGUGUCCACUAUGUCACGCUUUAUGGUGAGGAGAACACAAACAUCAAUAAGUUGUUUGAAUUGAAACAGAAAUGUGUGCUGGGGUCCGAUAUGACCCAUGAUGACUUUGCUGUUAAGAAGAGCCCAUUGUCUCAAAGGAGCAAAAUGUCAGAGAGAAGCGAGACCAAACACCCAGAUGGAACAUACUCUGACCCUAAAGGGAACAAACCUGUGUUCUUUACAGAAAGUCUCCCACCUAACACCUCCCAUGUAGCUGUUGUGCAACACGUUGACAGCCCUGGAAAGUUUUGGGUUCAGACUCAGCGUUACGCAGAGGAUUUCGAUCAGCUAAUGUACGACCUUGGACUUCUGUACAAUGAUCCAACAAGUACAGAAGGUUUAAUCAGAAAGCCUGUCGCUGGUCUCCUCUGUGCAGCUAAAGCACAAGAUGGUGUGUUCUACAGAGCAGCUAUCUACAAGGUAAUUGACAAGAAAGCAGAAGUUUACUUCCUUGACUAUGGGAACACAGAAAUUGUUGAUUGUUGCAAUCUUCAACAGCUACCUCUGAAAUUCCAGGAGCUACCCGCUGUGGCAGUAAAGUGCUCCCUCCAUGGCAUUAAACCCAAACUGACACAUUGGGAUGAGAAGGCCACAUUGUUCUUUUCCAGGAUUGUUGAAGACAAAGUACUUGAUCUGCACGUCCAAGACAAGUUUCAAGACACCCAUAUUGUUCAGUUAGUGGAACCCAGUUUAGAUGGCGAAAAUGAUGCAAGCAAGUUGUUGUGCAGCGCAGACCUUGCAGAAAGUGAAAAGAACUUUGUGGGCAAACCUGCCUUAAGAUCUUGCAGUUUAAAAAUAUCACACACAGCUGACACAGUCAGGACAAGUACUCAACCUCAAACGCCAUCCAGUUCUUCUGUUGCGACAGAAAGUGCAUCAGCUUUCAAGGAAUGUUUAUUUCCAAUUGGCAGUUCGCUGGAGGUAACCGUGUCCUACAUUGAAAGUCCAAAUGACUUUUGGUGCCAAAAAGCCCAAAAUGCAGCAUGUUUGGAAGUGCUAAUGCAAGAUAUCCAGCGCAUCUAUGCUCACAGCAAAUUUCAGCCUCCUUUUGAAGCUGCUUGUGUUGCCUGUCAUCCUGAAACGGGUAUAUGGUACAGAGCCUUGGUCAUUCACAAACACCAGACACCACAUGUUGAUGUGCUUUUCAUUGACUAUGGGCAGACAACGAAGGUUGGCGUGGAAGAUCUGCGGAAGAUUACUCCAGAAUUUCUGAAGAUGAAGGGACAAGCCUUUCGAUGCAGUUUGUAUAAUCUCAUCCACCCAGUCUCUCACUCCGCUAUAGACUGGAGCCCUGAAGCCACAUUGCAAUUUCAAGAUUUUGUUGAUACUGCAGCCUCCACAAACGUGCCCUUGAAAUGCACCAUUUUUGCUGUGAUGUAUGAUGCCCAGAAGGUUGUGUUCAAUGUGGUGGAUUUGGAAACCCCGUUCCAAAGCAUUUGCAAUCUUCUUGUCCAAAGACAUCUAGCUGAUCGUGCACCCUCUAAAAGGUCUCCCAUUUCACCUUUUCGUCUGGACACCUACUACUAUUCCACACAUGAUAUCAAGACUGGGUGUGAAGAGGAAGUGAGUGUCACCUGUGUGAAAAGUGCCACUCAGUUCUUUUGCCAUCUGGGAAGAAAUUCAGACCAGAUAGAAAAACUUGCUGACAAAGUCAACUCCCUCUGCACUCAACUAGCGGUCACCAAGUGUCCUCAGACGUUCGGAACCGUUUGCUUUGUGAAAUUCACGGAUGGACUUUGGUACAGAGGCCAAAUCAAAUCUACAAAACCGUCCAUCGUGGUUCACUUUGUGGAUUACGGGAACACAAUGGAAGUAAAUAAAUCAUGCUUGCUACCAGUUCCGAUCGAAGCUGGAGACAUAAUGACGGUCCCUGUGCAGGCAAUCGAAUGUGGGCUCUCGGAUAUACCAGACAAUGUACCAGGUGAAGUGGGAAAGUGGUUUCAGAAUUUUGCAGAGGGUGGUUGUUUCAAGGCAUUGAUUGUGGCAAAAGAACCUGAAGGAAAACUAAUAGUAGAACUUUAUGAUGGAAAAAUGAAAGUCAAUGCAUUGAUCAGACAGAAGUUUCACAACGAAAUCCCCCGAAAUGAACUGGGAGCAUUCAAAGACUAUGGCACAAAGAACAAAAAUGCACAAAGCUUGGCAACCCAUGUGAGGGAAAGUUUCAGUGGUCUGACUACAAAUACACCAGAUAUGGUUCAGCAUUUCAGCCAAAGUCAAAGAGGUAAUGGGUUUGAAUCAACACGGAACAGGUGGGGAGUCCAUAAAGAUGGUGGACCAGAACCAACAAAAGACUUUCAGAGGUGCCAUAAUUCCACAAGACCAGAGAUAUCACAAAGAAAACCAAAUGAGUCGACGCUCCCUUGUCAAUCUAAGAAAGAUGAUGUUAAAAUCGAGCCCCAGACGUCUCUCAAAGAAUCACAGCUCCCAGUGCAACCCAUAAAACCAGGUAUGGAAGCCAGUGUUUUCAUCUCGCAUUGCAAUAGCCCCUUUAGCUUCUUUGUUCAGCUGGCAACUGAUGAGGAUGAUAUUUAUUCACUUGUCGAGAAGUUAAAUGAUGGCCAUUUAAAGGAUGUGAAUCUUAAACGCACUGAUAUUCAUGAAGGCGACCUGGUCCGUGCAUUGUUUCCCGAUGAUAACUCUUGGUACCGUGCAGUAGUAAGAAAAAACACUGGUGACACAAUCAAUGUUGAUUUUGUUGACUUUGGAAACACUGCUGCAGUUUCUCCCUCAAAAAUCUGUCAACUCGAACAAUCAUUUGCUUCGUUUCCAAGGUACAGCAUCCACUGCUCGCUAAAUAAACAUAAUGUUGACCGCACAGACCAAGCAUCCAGCUUCAAACAGGUAAUUGAAGAAAACGUGGAUAAGGUCAUGUGCACGUUUGUGAAGCUUUCACAUGCUGUGUGGGAAGUGAAACUUGAUGUUAAUGGUGUGGUGCUUGGAUCCACGUGCAAGGAUGAAAGUCCACCAACAGCUGAGCUUAAGAGCACAAGUGUCAAGCAAAUGUCUGAUGUCACGACAUGCACCUAUUACAAAAACCCUGACCUAUCAGUUGGACAAAUGAUCAAUGGAUACGCCUCAGUCAUCAAAGGUCCUCAACUCUUCUGGUGUCAGUAUGCAACAGACAAACUGCAAGAGAUUGCAGAUGUGCUACAGAAUGUCGGUGAUGUGUUGGAGAAUACAUUGAAGGAGGAUUCUCUGCCAGUGGGGAGUGCUGGCAUUGCCAUUUUCGCUGAAGACAACCUGUGGUAUCGUGCUAAAGUAACCAAUAGGGACCAUGACACAUUGUCUGUUACUUUCGUAGACUAUGGAAACGAAUCCAAAGUAAAUGUAGGUGACGUGAGAGCACUUCCAUCCAAGCUAUCUGAUAUCCCCCCUCAGGCGUUUGACUGCCAGCUGGAAGGCUUUGAUGCUUCCAAUGGUUUCUGGGAUGAAAAGGCAGAUGAUGAGUUUUAUGAGCUAGUUAAUGACAAGCUUUUAAACGUCAACGUUGAGAGAAUGGGAACCUCUGACAUGCCCCACUUUGUCAAGCUGGAGUGUGAUGGUUUUGUCAUUAAUGAUAUCAUGCUACAAUAUUGGAAAAGUCCUGAAGGCCCAUCAGUUGAACUCAUAAAUGGGGGAGAACUUGUCCCCUAUGAAGAUUCACUGGUAACUGAUAUUAAUAUUGGCUCAGAAGGAACUCUUGAAGCAGACAUUGAUGUAACAGAUGAAACAUGUACCCCAGACCUUAAAAUACAACAAGAGGAAGAGACUGAUGUACCAGAAGGUACUGGGUUUGAAAAUGAAGUGCGGGCUGUCCCAUUUGUGAUGGGAGAUGAAAAUGUUCACUCCCCUGAUUUGAUUAUUGUAACACAGGAGCUGGUGUCUGAAUGUGACACAGAACACAAACCGAUUGCUGAUUUCACCAGUAGUUUAUUGGAGCCGACAAACCAGCAUGACUUUGGUCACGAGACUCUCGUAGACUCAACGCUCCAUCCUCCAGUUUUGGCACAACAGUCUGCGGAACUAUCAGAUGCAGCUCCCAAAAACGAUACAGAUGACAUUCUUCAACAGGAACUUGAUUCUGAAUUGUGCCCUGUUGAACCAGAGGGCCCUGUUGAGAUCAUUCAGUCAGACUUUGGCUGUGUAAGGCAGGCUACAGAGAAGAAACCUGUUGGAUCGGAAUGUGUUAUCUGGUCUCACGUAAGAAGAAAUUGGUGUAAGGCACAAAUUUUGAAGGUUUCUGAAGAUGAUGCAUUGGUUCUGCUUGUGGACCAUGACUCUGAGGUGGUGGUCGAUCCACUCAACAUCUAUGAAAUACUGCCAGAAAAGCUAUUAGAGCCAUUAAGCGGUGAAGCUUCAGCUCUGGAUGAUGAGCUAACCAAAGGAAUGCAUCCUGCACAAAUAAAGAUUGUCUCCCAGGCUGAAGAUGCAGAAUAUGAAGCCCCUUUCGGAAUAUCCUCUGACGAUCCAAAAGGUCAUGAGAGUUGUAAAAGACUCGUGGAGCAGAUGGAUCCAGGUGAUAAACAGCUUCAAGCGGAGGAACCUGUGUCCUGUUCUGAAGGCUUGGUUGAAGUUUCUGAAGAAGUGUCAGGGGCAGGAGCACAACUAGUUGAAAUACUGAACUCUACUGCAUAUUUAGAGCACCUACAAAACAGAGAGCCCCAGGAUGACACAAAUUCUUCAGCUGGAGAGCAAAAAGGGGGUGAAAAUAAUAUGGUGGAUUUACUGAUGGAUUUCCUUGACGUUGAGAUCCUGGAGAAGGUACAGGAAGAUGUUUGCCAAGCUGGAUCCGAAAGGGAUGCUUUGCUUGAGGAGUUCAACACAGGUGUUACUGCAGAUCUUCUUGUUCUGACCAGUGACGAUGGAGCAGAAUCAGACACUGGGUCUGAUGGAACGCUCCAGGGAGACAGAGACGAUGCUGAAGAAUAUUCAUGUGUACAAGAAAGGCCAAAUGCAUCUGAUUGCACCAGUGCAGAAGAGCAGGAUUUAAGAGUCACUCAUCUGACAUUAAAGGUGGAAGAUCAAUCUGAUGAUGUUAUUUUUGUUGGUGUUUUGCAAGAAUCCCAAGCAGAAGUAUGUCAGCCAGAACAGAAGUGACUAAUUUAAACACCCUGAGUUUAUGUAUCCUGAGGGACAUGUUACUGUUUUUUUCCUAUAAACGCUAACAGUUUGGUGUAUUUUGUAAAGGUGUUUUUGUUCAAAUCCGAAAUCUGAUUUUAUUUAUAAGUAUAAUAUUUAUAUACGUUUAAUAUAUAUUAUAUGUAUAUAAAUAUAUAACUUGUUCUAACAUUUCUAGGAAUUCAUUUCUUUUGCAGUUUUGAAGGCUGUCUUGUUUGUUCGUUUUCAUCACACAGCCUUUCGUGAAUUACAGAGAUUCGAAUUGGGAUUUCUAAAUCCUAUUUAUGCAAAUACUUAAUUAAAACUUGUGUUAAUGGGUUAAGUUUCAUUAAAAAAUAUGCAUCACUUGCA